AGUCUACAAGUCACCACUUUUACUAAUUGACUGGUAAAUGAACAUUUCCUUAUAUCAUCUCUGCUAGAUAUUUCUCCCGUCCAUCUCCCAUGAUCACAGGAAGGCUACCUAUGCCAGCACUCCUGGUCCUUCUACUUCUUGGUUUGUGCACAGAAGUUUGCCACGCUAAGGAAAAGUCACUAAUCAAAACAGAAUUUUCCGGUGAAGCAUAGAAGAUAGACUAGUUUCACCAUGAAUAUUGCAGCAAGUAUACCAUCCUUUCCAGCAAGAUUCAUACUAAUCCUUCUAGUAGUUCUUGGUUUGUGCACUGUAGCUUCCCACGCUAAGGAUGAUCAUCACUGUGAGCCUUCUUCCUGCGGCCACAUCCGAAAUAUAAGUUACCCUUUCCGACUCAUUGAUGAUCCAAAGAAGUGCGGUGACUUAAGGUAUACCCUGUCUUGUGAGAACAAUGUCACUGUAUUACAGUUGUAUUCAGGAAAAUACUAUGUGCUUACCAUCAAUUAUGGAAACUACACAAUCCGAGUUGUGGAUGCCAAUUUUCGCAAGGAUAACUGCUCUUCACUCCCUCCUUAUUCCUUGGCCAGCCACAACUUCAGUAAUUCUCGAGAUCGGCCAUAUAGGAUUUUUCAAUCUAGAGAAUAUCCGAACAGGACUGAGUCUAUUCAACUGUCGGAGUCUAUAAUCUUCAUGACCUGUGAAACUCAGCCGGUGAAGUCGUAUCUCUAUAUGGAUACUGCUCCUUGCAUUAAUGCAACGAGUGGGCAUUCUUUUGUUAUCACUGGAAGAUUAAAUGCCUCGGAUUUGGGGGAUUCAUGUCGCAUAGAGCUGAUGGUCUCGACAUCAUCGUCGAUUGGGACAAAGGACAUGAAGCGUUCCUACAUAGACAUCCACAACGAGCUGCUCUAUGGUUUUGAACUUUCAUGGGUGCAGAGCUACGGCCGAUCAGGUGAUUCUUGCUAUAUCGAGGGUGAUACCAACGAAGUUCAUUGUUCUGGCUUCUAUUUCAAUGAUAUUAUUGUGUUAGUACUAGAAGACUCAGCUGGUGGCAUUCUAGCUGCAGUGGUUUUGUGGACUGCGACAAAAGUUAUAUUCGGACUUCCAUGUGUGGUUGUCCUUUUAAUCUUGAAGUUGAAAAGACGACAUUUAUCAAUGUAUAACGUUAUUGAAGAAUUCUUACAAAGUCACAACAACCUCAUGCCUAUACGGUACUCCUACUCCAACAUCAAGAAGAUGACCAAAGGAUUUAAGGAUAAAUUGGGGGAAGGAGGUUAUGGCUCUGUGUAUAAAGGAAAGCUCCGGAGUGGUCGCCUUGUUGCUGUUAAGAUGUUGGGAAACUCCAAAGCUAAUGGGCAAGAUUUUAUGAAUGAAGUUGCUACCAUUGGAAGAAUUCAUCAUGUAAAUGUGGUGCGACUAAUUGGCUAUUGUGCUGAGGGAUCAAAGCGUGCUCUUAUAUAUGAGUACAUGUCAAAAGGGUCUCUUGAUAAACACAUAUUUCCUAAGGAAGGACUCAUUUCCUUAAGUUGCAAGGAAGCAUUUGAAAUUUCACUAGGAGUGGCCCGUGGUAUUGAUUAUUUGCAUCAAGGAUGUGAUAUGAAAAUUUUACAUUUCGAUAUCAAGCCACACAACAUUCUUCUUGACGAGAAGUUUGUUCCAAAGAUUUCAGACUUCGGUCUGGCAAGAUUAUGCCCCUCAGAUGAUAGCAGUUUAAUUUUGACCGCAGCUCGAGGAACCAUUGGAUACAUAGCUCCUGAAUUGUUUUACAAGAAUAUUGGAGGUGUGUCGAACAAAGCUGACAUCUACAGUUUUGGAAUGUUGUUGAUGGAAAUAGCAGGGAAAAGAAAGAACUUGAAUGCAAAUGCGGCCAAUACGAGCCAAAUUUACUUUCCUUCUUGGGUGUAUGACCAGUUCAAUGAAGAAAAGGAGAUGGAAAUCGAAGAUGCCACGGAUGAGGAAAAGAAACUAACAAAGAAAAUGCUCAUGGUAGCAUUGUGGUGUAUACAAAUGAAGCCAAGUGACCGUCCUAAUUCAAUGAACAAAGUAGUAGAGAUGCUUGAAGGAGAAGUUGAAUUCAUUCAAAUGCCUCCAAAGCCUUUCCUAUAUCCACAAGACAAGCCAGUAUUACUGGAAAAAUCAGUUAGUUCAAUUCAAAACCCAGAAGAAGUGAUGUAGCGCCAGUUAAUAUUUGUAUUUACAAUGGAGCAGGUGUUGUUGAUUAUGUGGUGGCUGAUGGAUUCAAGGGUGGGUUGUGCUGAUCAGAAAUCAUGAGGGAAAUUUUGGGAGUCUUGCAGCUCUUGCUACAAAGCUUCUCAUAUCGAAGGUAGCUUAAUUCCUACUUGUUGUUGAACAUGCUCCGAUUGGUAUCAUAUUGGUCAGCAGUUGUUUACAAGCUUCAUAUUAACCCUAUUGUGUUCUUUCUCUACACCAGCACUAACACUGGAAAAAACAAGUACAUAUUACAUAUAAUCCAGCAAUAUUGCCC
Molecule: messenger RNA, 2479 nt
Organism: Rosa rugosa (rugosa rose)
Lineage: Eukaryota; Viridiplantae; Streptophyta; Magnoliopsida; Rosales; Rosaceae
Product: rust resistance kinase Lr10-like
Exons: 5
Coding region: 232-2169 (645 amino acids)
Biological process (GO): protein phosphorylation
Molecular function (GO): ATP binding; protein kinase activity; polysaccharide binding
Source: RefSeq, a predicted model, not a curated record